UAUUCAUACAUGCCACAUGAUAAGGUCUUCAGUCGUCGUGACAACUAGCUCUAAUAGAGAUGGGGUUAGAGUGUGCUCCUCCUCUUCGGUACAUAAAGUGUUUUUGCUUUGAUGUAACCUUCCACUCUUUCCAUCUUUACCUCUUUGCACCACUGGGACUGCCAGCAUGUCUACAGGCUGUGUGAGGUCACUCUCAGAGACAGCCGAGCACAGACUCAACAAGCAGGAGCAUCCCUAUGAGGAUACUGAGAUGGACAGUCAAAAGCUCAGAAGCUCUGAGGACAAUCAGCAAGAAGAACUGGGACAAAAGAAGCCACGGAGGAAAGACACGCCUGUGCUGAACUCCCCCCCUCUCAUACCAGGGGUAAGGUUAAUGAAAGGAGAAACACGUCUAAUUCACUUGGAAGAUGAAGAAAAGGAGACAAAGAAGUAGCUGUAUUUUUUGAUUUUGG
Messenger RNA from Clarias gariepinus (North African catfish), 452 nucleotides. It is a transcript of the gene ppp1r17, whose product is annotated as protein phosphatase 1 regulatory subunit 17. Bases 167 to 433 code for a protein of 88 amino acids. Gene Ontology annotation, biological process: regulation of phosphatase activity. Gene Ontology annotation, molecular function: protein phosphatase inhibitor activity. The transcript is spliced from 4 exons. The record is from RefSeq and is a predicted model, not a curated record. NCBI's taxonomy places the organism in Eukaryota, Metazoa, Chordata, Actinopteri, Siluriformes, Clariidae.